GAAUCACCAGCCAAUGUAGCCAUGGCAUCUAGAAAUCAACAAAAAGAAGUGAAAGAACAUACGAAUUACGAACAAAGAGCCAAAACAUACGGAAGUAAGAAAGUUCAAAAUGCCAAUACCAACAAUGAAGCCAACAUAACCACAUCACCUAGAAAUCAACAAAGAGAAGUGAAAGUACAUAUGAAUUACGAACAAAGAGCCAAAAUAGUACGGAAAAAUCAACAAAAAGAAGUAAAAAUAUAUAUGAAUUAUAAACAAAGAGCCAAAACGAUAGUAUUAGCAGCUACACACCAGGGCACUACAGAAACGACACGACAACACCAAAAAUUAGCAACACCAACAAAGAACGGUACCAGAAAUCGAUGCCACCAACAAAUGACGACACCAGAAAGGGAAGAAUACUAG
This is a messenger RNA of Dentiscutata heterogama, 405 nucleotides long. NCBI's taxonomy places the organism in Eukaryota, Fungi, Glomeromycota, Glomeromycetes, Diversisporales, Gigasporaceae. The record is from the annotation of a GenBank genome assembly.